CUCUCUCUCUCCCUAUGUGUGUCUCUUGUUCCCUCUCUCUCAAACUCUACCUCCCUCUGUGCCAGUAGUAUCAUUCUGUAGUGGAAAUGUGGAGUGUGUUUCUGUACCUCUCUCUGUUUCUCCAGCCUAAUUCAGCAGAGGAAGUGAUGCUGCUGGACACCACAGAAUCCACCACUGAACUGGGCUGGACCACCUAUCCAGACACUGGGUGGGAUGAAGUGAGUGUUCUGGACGACAAGGGCAAACUCAUCCGCACUUUUGAGGUCUGCAAUGUCAACCAGAACCCUCGCGCCCAGGACAACUGGCUGGCGACGCCCUUCCUCUACCGGGAGUCUGCCCCAAGGAUUUUCGUGACGCUCCGGUUCUCUGUCCGGGACUGCGCCAGCCUGCGCACGCCGUCCCCGUCCUGUCGCGAGACACUCACAAUCUUCUACAAACAAGCCGACUCCCAAAGAGAGCUGGAGAGGACUUGGGGUUCUGAUCCGUCCAAUGGUGAGACGCGAGAUGGAUGGGUGAAGAUCGACACCAUCGCGGCGGACAAGAGCUUCAGCAAGGUGGAGCCCAGCCAGCCGCACCAGUACAAGCCAGACCGCACUCGCCGCAUCAACAUCAAAACCCGCAGCUUCGCGCCCCUCACGCGCAACGGGUUUGUCUUGGCUGUGGUAGACAGUGGGGCCUGUGUUUCCCUCAUGGGUGUGAUCGUGUUCUACCGCCGCUGCCCGGCAACCAGCCGCUACCUGGCCUAUUACCCAGCCACGCCCUCCGGGGCCGAGCCCACUGCUCUGGUGCCUGUGGAUGGGGCCUGUGUCCCUCACAGCCAGUCCCAGGGCGGGGCAGGUCCUCGGCUGCAUUGCAACGCGGAGGGGGAGUGGAUGGUUCCCGUGGGUGGAUGUAUGUGUGAUGCGGGGUAUGAGCCCAACCAGAACAGCUCAGCCUGUCUGGCCUGUCCUGUGGGAUUCUUCAAGGCCACAGCCGGUUCGGUGCCGUGCACUAUGUGUCCAGCCAACAGCAGAACGAGCACGGAGGCCUCCAUCAUUUGUGAGUGCCGCAGUGGCUUCUACCGGGCGCCCACUGAUAUCAACACUACAGCUUGCACAGCUCCUCCCUCUGCCCCUGUGUCUAUGUCCUGGGAGUACGAGAGCUCGGAGGGCGGUGUGUCGCUCCGAUGGCGCCCCCCGCAGGACAUGGGUGGCAGGAGUGAGGUGUGGUACGGGGUGGUGUGCCGAAUCUGCCCCUCCGCCACACAAUCACCAACCGCCAUGUGCUCCUGGUGUGGUGAGACUGUCACCUACACACCCGUCCAGACUGGACUCCGCCAGACCAAGGUCACCCUCAACAACCUCCUCACCAGAGUCACCUACCUCAUACAGGUGCAAGCUUUCAAUGAUGUGUCAUCUUUAAGCCCUUUCCCGCCCCAGUUCUCCAGCAUCAACUUCACCACCAGCCAGUCAGUCCCCUCCACAGUUCCCAUGCUGCAUCAGUUGAGCCGCGCUGCAGACUCCAUCACUCUGUCCUGGCCCCAGCCGGAUCGACCCAAUGGGGACAUAAUGGAAUAUCAGCUCCGAUAUUACGACAGGAGCUCAGAUGAGGACUCUGCUGUGAGUGUGUUCAGUGAAACUAACACAGUGACGGUGGCCUCCCUGAACCCUGGCUCCAUCUAUGCCUUCCAGAUACGGGCCAGGAAUGAGCGAGGCUAUGGACCAUAUAGCCACACCAUCUACUUCAGUACUCUCGCAAUGGAGGAGCGCUCGAAGCAAAUCCAGAAUCGUCUCCCCCUACUGGUGGGAUCGGUGAUGGGCGGAGCAGCAUUCCUCCUGGUGGUUAUUGCGAUUGUCAUCGUGUUCGUGUUCAAGAGCAAAAGGAGAGAGAGUCCAUACAGCGAUAGACUGCAGAGAUACAUCAGCAACAGGGGGGGAGUGAAAUACUAUGUGGACCCAUCGACUUACGAGGACCCCAGCGAGGCGGUCAAAGAGUUUGCCAGAGAGAUAGACCCGGCUCACCUCAAGAUAGAGGAAGUUAUUGGUGCUGCCCAGUUUGGCGAGGUGUCUCGGGGGAGGUACCGUCCCCUGGGCCGGAGAGAGGUCCUGGUGGCCGUGAAGACCCUCCGCUGGGGCGUGACGGACCGGGAGAGGUCCAUGUUCCUGAGUGAGGCGGGGGUGCUUGGACAGUUUGACCACCCCAAUGUGCUGAAGCUGGAGGGGGUAGUGACGCACUCCCCUCCAGAGAGGAUCAUCACAGAAUUCAUGGAGAACGGCCCGCUGGAUGCUUUCCUCAGGGAGAACGAGGAUCAGUUCAGUGUGCUUCAGCUGGUCGGGAUGUUGAGAGGUGUGGGUGCGGGGAUGCGUUACCUGUCUGAGAGAAACUUUGUGCACCGGGACCUUGCGGCACGCAACGUGCUGGUCAACUCCAACCUGGUGUGCAAGGUGUCUGACUUUGGCCUGUCCCGCCUGAUGAGGGGUCUGGACCACAACAUGCCCACGUACACCGCUUCCCUGGGCAGCAAGAUUCCGGUCAGGUGGACAGCUCUGGAGGCAUUCCAGCAUCGGAAGUUCAGCUCAGCCAGUGAUGUCUGGAGCUUUGGCAUCCUGAUGUGGGAGGUGAUGUCAUAUGGGGAGAGACCAUACUGGGACAUGAGCAACCAGGAGGUGAUGAAGGCAGUGGCGGAUCAAUACCGCCUUCCUGCCCCCCACAGUUGCCCUCCUGCCCUACACGCCCUCAUGCUGCAGUGUUGGCAGGCAGACAGACAGGAACGGCUUGGCUUUGACUCGCUCCUCUCCUCCCUGGACAGACUCAUCCGACACCCGGCCUCUCUCAAGGCAGAACACAGCCGCCCAACCCAGCCCCUUCUGAGUCCGACACCCACAGACCUGUCGUCUGUAGUAACAGUUGGUGACUGGUUAACGGCCCUCAGGAUGGAGAGAUAUAAAGAUGAGUUUGAGAGAGCACAACUUACAAGUCUGGAGAGAGUCAGCAGACUAACCAUGGAAGAUGUACAGAGUCUGGGGGUGAAUCUUCUGGGUCACCAGAGAAAGAUCGUUAAGGCUGCUCAGCAGCUAAGGACUCACCUCACACAGGGCCAGGUGGAGGUGUGAGGCAGAUCUACUUCCUUUUCGGGAGCAUUAUUGCAUUAUGGGAUUUCCAGUCCUUGAAGUACAAAGCUGUUCAGGACCAGGAAGGUGCACAGAAGGAGGGAGAGGACAGUCUGAGAAGAAAAAAAGUGUCAUAGGGAUGUUGUUUAUUUCAACCUUUUGCCCCUCUUUCUCUCCCCUCCCAAAUAGACUCUCUCCUCUUAUCUCUGUCACACACACCCUGCUACUGACGAACACUACCUCUCCCUCUCACUUGUUCGAUAUUACUCAUUCUCAUUGAAUGAAAAAUAAAAGUGAUCAUGGUGUUGUUCUUAUUGCUUUUGAAGACAAUAAUAGCACAGACAAUCAAAGCCCAUUAAUGGUACUAUCGUUGUGGAUAUUGUUUCCAAAGUAUUGCUUCAUCUUGACAAAAAAAAUAGCAAAUGUUGUAGAAAGUUUAUAUUGCAUUUAUAUGGCGUCACGCAGACAGACACAGCAUACUUGUCAAAUGAGCACCCUGUGAAUUACCACCAGCAUGUUGGUAGAUUAAACUGUGAUGAACUGACGACUGAGAACUUUGCAGACAGGUUGCAGGUGUUAAAGUUAGUAUUACUCAAAAUUUCAAAUUUAAGGUGAUGUAUGUAAUGUAUUACCCUCUGCAGUCUACUAGACAAUGUGUCAUUGCAGUUACAGUAAUAAAGACACAAGGUGCUUAGAAUGCACCGGGAUACUUAGAAACACUAACCCCAAUGUGCCUUCGGAAUCAUGGUUAGUGUUAGUCAUGGUUAUAUACAACACCAAUUCCACAGGGCAAACAACACUACAUCUUGUGUCCUGAGCUGGACUGCAGUUGAGAUUACGUAUAAGUAUUGUUGAGGUAUCCCUGACAAUUUCAUUUUCAUUGUCUUGAUGUGCACUGAGUUGAAUCCACAGUCCUUCAGCACUGCAGGUAUACAGAACACAUCCUCUGUGUGUAUCUCACCACUCACAGCCCCUUAUUUAAUAUGUAGCACAAAGUCAGAGUGACUUGAGCAUUGUGGAAGUGAAAAAAGUCUAAAGGACAUUACAUGUGAUUUCAUUGCCAACUUAAGUACGAAACGGGAAGUAUUGCUCUUUGUGUAUAAUAAUGUGUGUUUAUGUGUGCGUGUGAGUGUGUAUGUGCGUGUAUGAACGAGUGGGGUAUAUUUGGUUUGUAUCAAGUGAAAACUCACUUGUUGUGUGCUUAUCUGUCUGAGUGUUCAUCACUAUCCACUAUUGUGAAAAUUUGUAAAAUAAAACAUGAUUUUAUUUAAA
Clupea harengus (Atlantic herring) is the source of this 4361-nucleotide messenger RNA. RefSeq names its product eph receptor B6 (gene ephb6). Gene Ontology annotation, biological process: ephrin receptor signaling pathway; protein phosphorylation; axon guidance. Gene Ontology annotation, molecular function: transmembrane-ephrin receptor activity; protein binding; ATP binding. Lineage: Eukaryota; Metazoa; Chordata; Actinopteri; Clupeiformes; Clupeidae. The record is from RefSeq and is a predicted model, not a curated record. Gene Ontology annotation, cellular component: dendrite; plasma membrane.